AUGUCGUUGAUAGAAAGAUCAAGGAUUAUAUUAGAGGAGGUUAAAGCCAGAGAACAAGAGAUUAGGUUAAUCAUUAAAGAUACAAAUUAUGAAUUUGGAAUAAAUUUAAAAGAUGCAAUAAAUAAGUUAGAUAAAAUAUUCUCUACUUUGGAUGGUAGCCAGUUACAAAAUACGGAGUUGAUUUCAAGAAUUUCAAUGCUUUUAAGAAGGAUGGUGUUAUAUUCAGAAAUUGGAGAUAUUAUUUUAGAGAGGUUUCCUGUUAUAAUUUUUGGUUUAAUUGAAGAUGUUUUUAAAGAUGGGAUAGAAUAUAAAGAACAUGGUAUUCUUGAAACAUCAUAUAUAAGUAGGUAUUUAUAUUUGAUGGUUUCUUUGUUGGAUUUACCAUAUUUUGUUGAUAGCUUUUCUUUAUUUUGGUGUAAAGAAGAAGAUAGAAAAAGAGAAUUAUUGUUAUUACUAGAAAGUGUAGCGGAAUUAUUGUCAGGGUUAGGAAAAAUUGAAGAACUAAAUAAGGAAGAGAUUUUAACUAAAGUGAGAGAUUUAAUGACAAUAAACUUACUAUGGGAGAGAGUUGUUCCUGUUAGAGAAUACUUGAAAGUAAAUCACAAGCUUUAUGAAAUUAUAGAGAGAUUUAUGCACAAUCUUCAAAAUUACAAGGAAUUGAAUAAAACUAUCAAGUAUUUGUUUUUAAGACUUUAUUCAAAUGUAGUUCAAUUGGGAGAAGAAGGUAAGAUUAAGCUUUAUCGGCAAAAUGAUGUUCAAGAUUUAUUAAUUUCAAUCCAGAUUAACCAGGAAUAUGCUGAUAAAGAUCAAAUGGACUUGUAUCUGCAAUAUUUUAUUUUUAAUAAGCCUCAUUUAACUGCUUUUAGUUUGGUAUUUAGUAAAUCUAACAUAGAAGUAAAUGGUGGUUUUAAAAAAGAUAUACGAUUCAAUCAGGCAACACAAAAUCAAAUAAUUACAACAAGUUUCGAUGAAAUGGACUAUAAAACUAAAAAUCAAGCCAUUAUAGAAAAUAAAACCAUAAAUAGAAAAGAAAGUACUAUUUUGGAUAUUUAUGAUGAAGAGGUAAUCAGUAAUUUAAAGGAAUUGGCUCUUUCAAGUAUAUUAACAAGAAGUUCAUUAAUAUUUCUUGAGAGUAUUAAUAAUGGAUUACAAAUUUAUUUUAAUCUGAUUGAUCAGAUUAAAAUAAGUCAUUUUGAGAACAAACAUCAGUUUAAGAUUGUUAGACUGUACUUGGAUAAUAGUGUGGAUAGUAAAUCUUUGUUGGGUAAUUGGGUAGUUGGAGAUAAACCAGGAGAAUUUAAAUGGGAAUAUGGAAUUUUGUCUUUAUGUCUAAUAAAUGGUGAUUGGUUGCUUAUUGAAAAUAUCCAAGAUGCACCAAAGGAUGUAAUUAUUAAAUUGAAUGAAAUAUCAGAAAAAAUCUGUCAACCUUUUGUAAAUGGGUGUAAUAUUACUCAAACAAGAAUUCAAGAAACCCAUUAUUUCGAGUUAAGUGAAUUUAACCGUAAGAUAAAAAUACAUCCAAAUUUCCGUAUAUUUGCCAGUUGUGUAUUCUCAAACUCAAAAAAUCAUUUGAAUAACAAUAAUUACAUCAAUAAAGACAAAAAUGAAAAAUUGGAAAUAAUUAAUCCUAUAGAAUACAUAAAUGCUGAUGUUUUGAGACUAUUAAACAAUGACAAAUGGAAUAUAUGUAGUAUCCCUACACCAACAAACAAAGAAUUAAGAAGAGGAAUUGAAACAAAUUAUGAAAAUUUAUUUCCAAUUAAGGAGGAAUUAUUAGAAUCUUUUACUAAUUUGGUAAGUUUUAUGAACAACCCAAGCAACUUUUCUGAAAAUAGUAUAGCAAAAUCUUUGAAUACAAGAAAACCAUCUUGUAAUGAUUUCUUUAAAGGUUGUGAAAGCAUUUCUAAGCAAUAUUUUUUCGAAAACAAAGAUUGUAAAAAUAAUGGAGAUAAUAAAAACUUUACAUUUUUGAAUGAAAAACUCAGAAUGAAUAUUUCAAUGCUUUUUGGUAGUAUUUUAGUGGAUCAUAUAUCACUUAAAGGGUACCGUAAUCAAUGCCAGGCUGAAAUUUCAAGAUCUUUUGGAAUUAACAGUAAAGAAUCCGAAUAUUAUCUCAAAAAUGGAAAAUUUGAUAUCCAUUUUAUUAAUAAAGGAGAACAAUCAAGAAAUAUUUCUUCCAUUAACAUUUUAAACAAAGAAUUAAACAUUGAUAUUAAUAUUAACUUACUUAGAGAAAGUUUUAGAAACUCUGUGGAUCCUUCUUCCUCCAGAUUAGUACUAAAAACAACUCAACAGGAUGAUUAUAAAUAUCUAAAUUAUACUUUUACAAGCAUUCAUUCAAAAAUAAUGUUUAAAAUAAUUAUGUCAAUUUACAAUAAUGAAAAUAUUUUAUUAGUUGGUGAUACCGGUACUGGUAAAACUACUAUUAUUCAGCAAUUACAUUACAUGUUAUAUGGUACUAAUAAGAGUUAUAUAAACGAACAUUUAGAAGAAGGAGAGGAUAAAUUUUGUGAAUUAUUAGUAUAUAACUUUAAUGAACAAAGUGAGAGUAGUGAUAUAAUUGGAUCUUUUAGACCAAUUAAUAUUUACAAUGAAGUAAAGUUACUUUAUGAUGAUUACUUGGUAUUAUUGGAAAAAAGUAACAUCAGUAGAAAGAAGAAUGAAACAAUUAUUAAUUAUUUAUUAUCGCUUUUAAAAGAAAGAAAGUGGGAGAAGUUUAUUAAUAACUUGAUUAUUAUUAUUGAUAAGUUAUUAAGUGAGUUUGAUAAUAUAUUAAAAAAUCAAAACAGUAAGAAAAUCAAAGAAAAGGAUGAGGAGGAUUUGGAUGGUAAAGACAAUAAGAGUAAAAUUGAUUCUGAUAUUACUAAUCAUGAUAAAAAGAAGGUUAAUAAGAGAACAGUAAUUAAUAUAGAAGACAUAUGGACCUUAAAGAUUUACUGGAAAGAUUUAAGACAAAAGUGUCUAAUAAAGUUGAAAGAUAGUAGAAUAAAGAAUAGUGAGAAUGAGAGACAAAAACAUUACUUUGAGUUUUUGGAUGGUAUUUUAUUAAAGGCAAUUAAAGAAGGCCACUGGCUAAUUUUGGAUGAGAUUAAUUUGGCUUCUAUAGAUAUAUUACAGAGACUAAUUCCAAUAUUAAAUAGAGGAAGCUGUAGAAAUCACCCUCCUGAAAUUGAAAUAAUUUGCAAUAAUACCAAUUUUGGGAAAAAAAAUCGAUCAAAAACCCAAAAUAACAAAACAAAUGAUUCAGAUUACCUAAUCAUACCAGAAAAAGGAAAUGAAAUGAUUAAAAUACAUCCCAGAUUUAGGCUAUUCUCUUGUAUGAAUCCUGUUUCAGUUCCAAUCGAACAAAAAGAACAGACAACCACUAGUAAAAAAGAUGAAUUUCAACUAAUACAAAUAAAAUCCACUAGUGGUAAAAAGGAAUUACCCCAGCUAAUUAGAGCUCUCUUUACGGAAUAUUUUGUGGAUGAAUUAACUGAAAGAAAAGAUUUGGAGGAUGUUGUUUAUAAUUAUCUUAAAGAUGUUUUACUUACAAAUCAAAUUAAUAUUUCUACAUUGGUGGACAUUUACUUGGAGCUUAAAAAUAUGGGAAAUAAGCAUGAAAUUACUAUAGGACUAGAAGGAAAUGGACAUGGGAUUCCAAAUUUCUCACUUAGGACUUUUUCAAGUUGCCUGAGCUAUAUUCGAACAAUAUUAAUGUUACAAGGUAAUUGGAGAAGAAAUCAGAAUAAACUCAAGCUUUUAGAGUUUAUUGGAGAAGAUAACAAAGAGAAAGAUAAUAUUCAUGUAAAAAAUGGGAAUUCUAUAAUACAAAAUGCUAUAUUAAAACAAGAAAUUUCUGAAAUAAUACAUAAUGGUGUAAUGAUGAGCUUUGCUACUCCUUUAGUUAGUGAUUCUUACAAUAAGGUGGAUAAACUGACUAGGAGGAUUUUAAAAAUGAGUUUAAAAGAAGUUUCAAAUGGUAAGAUUUCUUCAUUUAUAGAAUCUGGAGGGAAAAAAAAUGUUGAUAUGGGUUUUGUUUCAUUCUCAGCUCCAAGAUUAGGUUCUGAUGAAAACCAGUUACUUUUAUCUAACAAAGUAAAUUUUAUUAAUUAUAUAUUAAUAACUGAUUAUAUAGUAAGAAUGGGUAUUUAUAAUAAGAAUUUCAAAUUGAGUAAUGUAAUUAGUAAUGAUUUUGUAAUAACUCCAUAUGUGGAACAGAAUCUCAGAAAGAUAUUAAGAAUUUUAUCUGGGUCAAGAAACCCUAUAUUAAUAGAAGGAGAGACUUCUACAGGAAAGACUUCUUUAAUAAAAUAUGUAUCAGAACUAACUAAUCAUAAAUUUGUUAGGAUCAAUAACCAUGAACAUACAGAUACAGAAGAAUAUUUUGGAAAGUUUGUACCAAAUAGUCAAGGAGAGUUGGAAUUUGUUGAAGGUCCUUUGGUUAAUUCUAUAAGAAAUGGAUACUGGUUAGUAUUGGAUGAGUUAAAUCUUGCUCCUAGUGAGGUAUUAGAGUCUUUGAAUAGACUAUUGGAUAGUAAUAGGGAGAUAUACAUUCCAGAGACAGGAGAAAUAAUUAAAGCUCAUGAGGAUUUUAUGUUAUUUGCUACACAAAACCCAGCUGGGAGUAUAUAUGGUGGAAGAAAAGUACUUUCUCAGGCUUUCAGAAACAGAUUUGUAGAAAUUUACUUUGAUGAAAUUCCAAGCAAGGAGCUGGAGAUUAUUAUUUCUAAAAGGUCAAAUAUUCCAGUUUCAUAUUCUCAAUUAAUGGUUAAAGUAUUUAUGGAGUUAAAAACACAUAGAUCCAAAUCCCAAAUGUUUUCAGGUGAUUUUAGUUUUGUUACUGUGAGAGAUUUAUUGAGAUGGGGAAACAGGCUAGUAUAUAGUAAAAAUAAUAUAUUGGAUAAAAAGAACUUGGUUAUACAAGGGUUUUAUGUAAUUGGUGAGAGAAUUAGAGAUAAAGAGGAGAAACUACAAUUGGCAGAGAUUCUGUAUAAUAUAUGCAAACCAUUUGAGAUUAAAAGUAUUGAGGAAAUUGUUAAUUAUAGUACUUAUCAUAUAAGUAGUUUAAUUGAAGAUAAAGAUGAUGAAAGGUUGAAAAAGAAAAGGAGAAAGGAAGAUACUACAAAGGAUGGCAAGAAUAAUGAUAUUACAAAGAAAUGUAUUAUAUCUAUUGAUGAUAUUGGUAAUUCGGAUAAGAAUUUAUUAAGUUUAAAAAAUAUUAUCAAUAGUAAUGGAGACUAUGUAUUAACAGAUUCAUUCAAAAGAAUGCUUACUUUGGUCAAUGAUUGCAUUGUAUUUAAUGAGCCUGUAAUAUUAGUAGGAUCAACAGGUUGUGGUAAAACAAGCAUUUUCCAGUUAUUAUCUACUCUAUAUAAAAAACAACUUUAUAUAGUUAAUUGCCAUCAACAAAUAGAAGCAUCUGAUAUGUUGGGAUCACUUAGACCCAUUAGAAGUAAAAUCAUGAGAUUAAACCAGGAAUUGAAUAAUUUUAAAAUUGAGUUAUUGCGAAUAAAUGAUAGAAUUAUCAGUAAUACUAACUAUAUUCAACAAGAAUUUGGUAAUUCAAUCAGUGUUAUAUUAUGUAAAAUUGAUAAUUUAAAUAGAUUAUUAGAUGAAUCAGGAACAAGUAAUUCAGAACACAAGAUUCAAUAUAGUGAGAAAAAGCAAAAAAUUCAUUGUGAAAUUUCUUCUAUCACAAUCAUGAUAGAAUCUAUUUUGGAAAAGGUUCAAAAUUGUGAUUUUCCUGAAAUUCUUUUAUUACUUGAUAAUAUGCUUAAUGAGCUGAGAUUGUACGAAAGUGGUGAAUCACAAAAGGAACAGGCACUUUUUGAGUGGCAAGAUGGACCAAUAAUUAAAGCAAUGAAAACUGGAAGUUUUUUACUAUUGGAUGAGAUUAAUCUUUGUGAUGACUCUGUAAUAGAAAGAUUGAACUCUUUAUUGGAAGAUCAUUAUAUCAAAUCUGAAUUUGGGUUAUCUUACAAAUCUAGAGUUAUUUAUUUAACAGAAAAAGGUGGAGUAGAAACUCUUAAUGGGAAUGAUGAUUAUGUAAUUUAUUCACAUAAAGAUUUUCGGAUAUUUGCUACAAUGAAUCCAAGUGGAGAUUAUGGUAAGAGAGAAUUAUCCCCAGCUCUUAGAAACAGAUUCAAUGAAAUUUUUGUUCCAUCAUUAUCAAUGUAUCAGCUUAGGGAUGAUAUUGAGUUUUUGAUUUUGAGAAAUGUAAAUAAAUUAUCAGAAGGAGAAGUUUCUUUAACAAAUAAAAAGAUGUUAUCAAAAUGUAUUAUAAUGUUUUCAAUUUUAUAUGAGAAUGAUAUAAAGAAUGAUCAGAUUCUUAAGAUUAAAACUUCAAUCCUAGAUCAAGAAGUUAGUAAUUAUUUUAAUUUAAUGAUAGAAAAUGGUAGUAUUCAACUAUUCAAAGAAGAGAAUAAUCAUUUUAUAAGUUUUGGAGGUGAAUCAGGAAAUAGCUCAGAUGUUAAAGAGUACACAAUAAGAGAUAUCAUAUCAUGGUGUCAAUUUAUAUGUAAUAAUUUCCAAGAAAUUUCCAAUUUUUAUAACUCCAAUAAGGAUAAUGUCAUUGAUUAUAUAAUUAAAAAUGGAAAUAUAAAAGAAUUGAUUAAUUUGAAAGAUAAUUGUGGUAUUGAUAAUAACUACUCAAUAGAGAGUAUGAUUUUAGUCACAUUGGUUUUGGGAGAGCUUUUUAUUCAAGGAGCUAGUAUGUUGAUUUUAGAUGGAAUAGAUUGUCAGAAUAUACAAGAUAAUGAAGAAGAAGGGUUUAACUUAUAUUUAAUUUACAUGGAAAGAUUGAUUGAAAUUUUUUACACGUAUCUGAUAAUUCCAAGUUUUAAAGAAAAUAAUAUUGAAAUUAGCAAAAUUAUUAAAGAUAUUAUGAUUUUUAGAUUUCUAAGUGAUCAUGGAAAUAAUUGGAUUAAAGUUGGAGGUGGAAGAGUUUUUAAAAAAGAAUCAAAGAAAGACCAGAAUGAGUUUUCAAGUGAGAAUCAAAACAAAUAUUUGGUAAUAACUCAAGAUUACAUAGAACUUGGUCCAUUUAAAGUUAAGAGAAAAAAAGACUCAAACGAAGACGAAGAAAUAAAUUGCAAUGUCAAUAUGGAUAUUGAGAAAGUUAUGAAAAAGUUCACUUUUGAUUCAAAGACUACUUUGAGAAAUCUUUCAAGUAUUAUUCGUUCAAUGAGUAUUAUGAAACCAAUAUUAUUAGAAGGAGCUCCUGGAAUUGGGAAAACUGCAAUUAUACUUAACUUAUCCAGGUUAGUUGGAGUUAAACUUCAUAGAAUUAAUAUGAGUGAGCAAACAGACUUUUCGGACUUAUUUGGAUGUGAGGUACCAAAUAAUGAGUCUAGAGACCAAAAUCAGAACAAAUAUCAAGAUCAAAGUAAUAAUUCUAAAAACCAAAAACAAGAAGGGAGAUUAAUUAAUUGGAUAGAUGGAAUAUUACUUUAUGCGAUGAAAAAUGGAGACUGGGUAAUUUUAGAUGAGUUAAAUUUGGCAACACAACAAAUAUUAGAAGGUUUAAAUAGUGUUAUGGAUCACAGAAGAAAUAUAUAUAUACCAGAAAUUGGUCAGACAAUUCUUUGUCAUGAGAAUUUCAGAAUAUUUGCCACUCAAAAUCCUGUUAAAAUGGGAAGUAGUGGGAGAAAAGGAUUACCUCAAAGUUUUUUAAAUCGUUUUGUUAGAAUUAAUGUUGGAAAGUUGAAUUACGAAGAUUAUUUGGUUAUUUGUAAAUCUCUUUUUCUAAAUGAUAGUAAUAAUUUAACUGAUGACAUAAUUAAUUUGUGUAUUGAAAUAACACAAGAAAUUGAGCUAUUUAAUACGAAUAUCAGAACUUUAAAGGACGGAAGUAUAUGGGAAUGGAACUUGAGAGAUAUUAUAAGGUUAUUAAGAUUUGUCAAAUUGAAUUUAGCAAGAAAUCUGAAUCUGAAAGAUGAAAAUAACAAGAUUAGAAAUAUACUUGUAUUUAAUUCAAUAUAUUGUUCUUUUGAGACAGUAUAUUUAUCCAGAUUAAGAACAAGAGAAGAUUAUUAUGAUAUUAAAAGCAUAAUUGAUAGAAGAUUAAAAGAAAAGAUGGGAGAAUAUGAGAAAGAAAAGUCUCAAAUUUUAGGUAUAGCUAAUAAUAUCAUUGAUCAAAGUAUUCUAGAUUAUAUUAAUAAUGGUGAUGGUAGUUUUAAAAAGAUGAUUAUUUUUCAAGAUUACUUGAAAUCUUAUAUACUUAAUGAUGGUAUUAAAUUAAUUUAUAAGGAUAGUUAUGGUUUAUCAGAUCAUUUCAAGGAUUUAGAUUUGAAUAUAUUACCAAUCAAUUCAAAAAAGAGGAUAAUUUCAAUUAUAGAUUGCAUAUUACUAGGAGAAAAUAUAAUUCUAACUUGUAAUAAUGGUGCUCAAAUAGAAGAAGUAAUUUCAUCUAUAGAAAAUAUCUCCAAGAAUUACUUUCAGAAUAUAAGAGUAAAUAAAGUGAAUAUAUUACCUUCUAUAGAUGCAAAUGAUUUAAUUGGAGGUUAUCAGCAAUAUAAUGAGGAGAAUAUUAUAAAUGAGAUAUUGGAUUUGGUUUCAAGUUUAAGAGUAAUAGAUUUCGAUAUUUCUAAUUAUGAAUUAGGGUUAAUUAAUAAAGAUUUAAUUGAAGAUAAUCAGAGUAAUAAUAUGAAUAAAAAGCUUUUAAACAGGUUAAAUUUGGCAAAGUUGAAUAACAUGUUAAAUAAAGGAAACGAGAACUUUGUUUUGGAAUUGAGAAAUUAUUUGAAUUUUUUUAAAGAUAUUAAGACAAAAAUAACUCCUAUUGGUAUCUUGGAAGAGAUUGAAAGCAAAUUAAAUGCUUUUGAGUUAACCAAAAAUAAGAGUAAAAUUGAGAUAUAUGAAGGUCCAAAAUUCAAUUUCACAUUUUCAGCUUUGAUUAACUCAAUAAAGAAUGGAGAUUGGUUAAUUAUCACUAAUAUUCAAAAUUGUUCAUCAGCUCUGUUGGAUAGAUUAAACUCCUUAUUAGAAGAUAAAGAAAAUGAUUUAUUUAUCAUAGAAUCUGGAAUACCUCAAUAUGUUAAAAGGCAUGAGAAUUUCCGUCUUUUUUUUGUAAACGACUAUAAUAUUCAAAAUAAAUACAUAAGUAAUGCUUUAAUCAAUCGUUGUAUUGAGAUAUUUGUAGAUGAUGAUGAACACCAUCAUCAUUAUAAAAAGCAUGAAAGCAAUUUGAAAGAAUAUGAGGAAAUGGAUUCUAUGGAAGUGGAGUCUAUUAAGAAGGAAUUUAAUGAUUUAAAACAAGAUCAAAUCCAUUUGAAAGAAAUUCUGAAACAAGUUUUAUUUGGAACCAAAUUUACUGAGCCUUUAGAGGAGAAACAGAUUGAUUUAUUGUCUAAAUCUCAAAGUCAAGUCAUAGAGAUAGAUGAUGGAAUUCAAAAAGUGAUUAAACAGAAACUACUUAUCAGUUUAUUUGGCUGUAAGAAAUGUAUUGAAGAGUUAAUAGUAACUAUAGUUGAGAGAAACAAAAGUUAUAAUCGUCAAGUACUAGAUUUUGUUAAAAUUCACAAUGUUAAUCACUUUAUGAAUAAUAAUACCAGUUAUUUGGAUUUUUGUUCAAAUUUCGCAAUAUAUUUGGCUGCCAUCAUUAUUUAUGGUAUAAAUAAUUACAUUCUAGAAAAAGUGAUUAAAAUAAAUAAAAAGCUAAAAAAUAAUGAAAAAUCCUUGUAUUCACAUUCUGAUAGUUUAUGUAUUCUUAAUAAAGAGGAAUUUCAAAUUAUCACAAAAAACUUUACUAAAGAACAAAUACAAAUUAUGGAAACUGUGGGAUGUGUCAGAUUUUUCAUUAAUUGGAUGAGAAAUUUACUAUUUUCAGUACUAAAUAGACCAAGGAAAUUGAAAAGAAUGACAAAAAGUUAUGUAUUUUCUGUUAUAGAAGAUUCUCUGGUAAUGUCAUUUAAGCAAUUAGGAUUCAUUCAAAUUCUGGAUACUAUUGAAGAUGAACAUGAAAAUCUCCUUAAUGAUCACUUUGCCAAUUUUUACUUAUUAAUCUUAAAAAUGAUAGAAAAUUCGAUAUUUGGUCAAGAAAAGCAAAAUUUAACUUUAAAUAAUUCCAUUUUUUAUAAUUUUUACAAAUUAAAUAUUUCAAAGAUGAUUCCAACACAAUUAAAUCCGGUAUUUAAAGAAAUUGUAAUUAAAAGAUAUGAUCAUAUUCAUGAAAAUUAUAGGGAUUUGGUUGGAAUUAUUCUAAGAAAACCAAAUAUAGAAAAAUCUGAAUAUUGGAUGGAUUUAAUACACAUUCAUUAUUUUUUUGUUAUUCAUUUCAGAGAUAUAUUAAAUAGUGAAAAUAUAUAUGGAAAUAUAUUAUAUUUGAAAGUUUUAUUAAAGGAAAUCACCAAAAUGGAUGACUAUAUUAAUUACCAUAAUAUUAAAGUUAAAGUUUUAUACAUCAAAUCAAUUCUAAUGGUAGUUUUAAGAUUAUUUGGUAUUGAUCUUAAAAAAAAUCAAUAUUUUGAUUACUCAGAUAAACUAAAUCACAAUGAAAUUAUUCUAAUAGAAGAAUUAAGAAAAUAUAUUCCUAUAAGUGAUUUUCAAAUAUUAACAAGUAUUUUAAGUUUGGUUUUUAGCCCAUUAAUGAGAAUUCAAGAGAAAGAUUUAGAAGAAAAUGUAUUAAAGUAUACUAAUAAAUUCUCAUUUACCAUUAAUAAUAUUAUUUUGAAUUCUGGUAUGAAUGAUCAAAAAGACUUUAAGAAUUUAAUCAAACAAUAUAUUUAUGAUAAAAGAAAUAGUCAAAAUAUACAAAACUCUCAAACAAAAAAUGUCAAUGAAUUAACAGGAGGAUAUAUUCAAAAUUAUUAUGCUUUAAACUUUCAAGACAGAGAAUCAUUAACUGGUUUGUUGAAUAUUUCUGAGUAUUAUAAUAUUAGAAAAACAAAAAAAUGGAUUUUGGAAUAUUUAAUAAAAGUUCUAACAAGCAAUCAAGAAAUAAAUAAGAAUAAAGUUUUGGAUUUAUUACAACUGUUUGAGUUACUUGAAAAUAAUAUUUUGACAUUGGAUUUUGAAAAAGAAGAUUACAAUGAUAAUAAUGAUGAUGAUGGUAAUAAUAACAAUCAUAUUAAUAAUAAUAAUAAUAAUAUUAACAAUAGUAAUAAUAUUACUAGUAAUAAUAAUAACACUAAUAGUAAUAGCAAUAAUGAAAAUAACAAUACUCAAGGAAGAUUAACAUCUAAUGAACUAAUUCGAAUUUUUGAUACCAGAAUCAAGAAUGGAGUUUUCAAUAAUAUUUUAAAAUUAAUAAAAAUAAAAUUAAAGGAUGAAAACAUUAUUAAGGAUGAUCAUAACAAUAUUAUCAAAAUUAUACCGAAAGGUAAAACAUACUUGGAGACAAUUUAUGGAUCUGAGAUAUCUUUCUUGGGAGAUGGGGUAAUUAUUAAUAAAGAAAACUUUAUCAUACAAAAAUCUUUAAGAGAUCAUUCUUCUAAUAUAGUCAAUUUCAUGAUCAAUAAAAAGAUUGAUGUCAAUAAUAUUCUUCAAUACUUUACUCAAGCCCAGUUAUGUAAUCUAGAAUUUUUAGAUUCAUUUUUUUACAUUUCAAGUGAUAAAAAUGAAUUAUGGAGACAAUUAAUUAAUCAAAUUGAAAAUUUUAGAAAAAAUCUUUAUCAAGGAAUAAUUUGCAAUAUUUCAUCAGAAUUAAAAAAUCAACAAAAUAAACAACCUGAGGUUAUGAUACUAUCAAAUACAUUUUUUGAAUAUUAUUUGAUGAAACAAUAUGUGAGAUCUCAAUUUGAAUCAAGUUUGAGAAAAGGAAAAAUAGAAAGGGAGAAUUUGAUAGAAUAUUUAAAUUAUUUAAAAGAAUUAAUACUAAAUUCAAAUUCUCAAUUUAACUCUUAUUUAAUUAAUAUAAUGAUACAAGUAAUAAAAUUGCUUUCAAUUCAUGAUUCUUAUACUCUUUAUUUGGAUUAUUUAAAGAGGAAAAAAUUUAAUGGUAAUAAUUUCACUAUUCAAAAUAAAAAAGAUAUUGAAAUUUUGGAAAAUAUUAAAAAAAAUCAUAUAAUGUCUAGUUUAUUAGAUUUGGAUAUUUUUUAUGAUUUUGAAAUUGAAGAUUUAUUUGAUUUGGAAAAUGAGAUUUUACAAGAGAAUUUAUUGGUUGAUAUAAUUAAAGAGUCUUUUGUAAUGCUAAUUAAACCAAAUGAAAAGAAUACAAAUAUUCAAGAACAAUCUCAAGUUAAUUUAGGAAAAAAUUAUGAACAUAUUUUAAAACUUGUUAUGAAAUUUGACACUGGAAUUAUUAAACUUUUAUUUUUAAAUUGUAUCUAUCACAAAUUAUUUAAUUUCAAAUUUGAACAAAUACUUAAUUUAAAAAGUGAUUAUCUUUCAUUAUUUUAUUACUUAAAUAACCAAGAAAUUAUUUCAAAAGAAUAUUAUGGAAAUCAAAAUAAUCAUUAUUAUUUAAAAAGUAAAGAUUAUUAUAUUAAAAGAAUUACUGGUUAUUUGAUUAAAAUCAUUUUUGAUUUUUUAAAUUUCAUUAAUAUUAAAGAUUCAAGAAUUGAAAAUAUUAAUUUGGAUAAUUUAGUGGAUAUUAUUUUUUCUAAUAUUAAUGGUAAUAUAAAUAAUUAUGAAAAUAAAGAUUCUCAUAAAGAAGAAAUUAUUUUAAAUAUCCAAAUAAUAACUCAAAGUAUUAAUUCUGUUAGAAUUGAAAAUUUACAUUCAGAAAAUUUAUUAAAAAUACUUGAAAAAUAUUUUGGGUUUAUUUAUAUAUUGAUUACAUUUGAAAAUAAAAAAAAUCAAAGUUGUUAUAAUAAUUAUAAGAAUAUUUCAGAAUUUGAAAUACUAACAAAAACUUGUUUAGUGGUAAUUAAUCUUCCUAUAUAUUAUCAUUGUAGGAAUCUAUUUUAUAUAGAUGAGAACAAUGUUUAUAAUGAAUACAAAGAACAAAUUUUAAAAAAUAAACAAAACAUGGAUUAUAGGGUUAAAAAUCAAUAUUUAAGUUAUUUCCAUCAUUUUUAUUAUUUAAAAGAAGAAAAAUCUGGUAAUAUAAAUUAUAUAGAAAAGCAUCAAGUAAUUAGAAAGCUUAAUGAGAAUUUGGAUGAUAAAAAAGAAUUUGUUUUACUUAAAAUUAAGGAAAUAAUUACAGAAAUUCUAGAAAAUGAUUUGAUUAAAGAAUUUAUGGAUAAAAAUAAUGAAGAAAAAAUAUCAGUAAAUAAUAUUGGUAGAUUAGAAAAUUUGGUAAUUAUGGUUCAGAAUAUAUUAAGUAAGAAUAACUUUGAAUUAUUUCAAGGAGAUUUGAAAUACUUAUAUAAUGAUAUAUUUGGUUUUACUCUAUUCAAUAAAAAUAAUAAUGUCUCAAUAACUAAGUUAUUAAGAAAUCCAGAAAAACAAAAUAAUAAAAGUUUAGAUAUAAUUUUGGAUACUUAUGAAUAUGAAAAUGAUUUGGGUUUAUUGCCAAUAUUAAUAAAAGAUGAUAUCACAAUGAUAGAAUUAUGGAAAUCUUUAUUAGAAGUUGGUAAGUAUAUUCACGAAUAUAAUACUGAAUUUUUGUCUUUAUAUAAUAAGUAUUAUCAAGACUUUGAGUAUAAUGUCCAAAAAACUCAUGAAAAGUUAACUGGGAGCAAAAAUCAUAAUCAAGAAGAUAUAGAAGAUUUAAGUGAAGAUGAGAAAAAUUUGAAUAAUUUUAUUAGUGAAAAUCAUCUAAUUUAUAAAAAUGACAAUAUUGAUAAGUUUAUUGAGAAAAAUCAUAUAUUAAAUGAGUUUGAUUUAAUGAAUGAAUUGAUUAGCCAAUCUAAUAAAGUUUCAACUACAGGAUUAGUAUCUGGAUCAGAAACAGAAACAGAAUUUGGAACCAAGUACAACAAUAUUAAGUAUAUAUGUUUGAAAAUUUUAGAAAUUAUUAUAUUAAGAUAUGGAUAUAAUCAAAGUUUCAAACAAGAAAAAGUUAGACAAACCAAUGGAAUUAUAAGUAAUGAUUAUAAUGAUCAAAUGAAAAGGUAUAUAUAUUAUAAUAUGACUUAUAAUGAUAUCAAAAAAAUUAACUCUCAAAAUGAAGAUGAUAAUUGUAUUUCAUUCACUAAUGAAAAAGCAAGUAAUAAUAUAAUUUGGAAAUUUAUUAUCUUACAUUUAAAUAAUCAUAAGAUUUUUUCUCAAGCUUCUGGAUUAGACUCUGGAAACUACUAUCAGCAUAUUAAAAUUCAUAUUGAAAAUGAAAUAUUUAAUAUGAUGAUUAAUAGUGAAGAAAAAGCAUUUUUUAAUAAUAUUACAGCAUCAAAUGUAAAAAGUAUAUUGAAAAAUACUGAAUUAUCUAUUAUGGUGGAUUUGGUUGAAAGGAUUCAAUUAAUGGAAAGAUUAAAAAAAAUAUUGAAUCAAGCUCAAGAACUUUUAUUGGAAUAUCAUGAUCAACCAAUAUUGGUUAUGAUUAAAGAUAUUGUUGAAAAAAUGAUUUUUAUGAAUAUUCAAAAACUUAACAUUAUUACUUUAAUAUGUUAUUUGGAUAUCUUAUUAAUGAGAUUACUUAAAUGGCAAGAAUAUAUUAAAGAAGGAUUAAAUUUAAAUAUUGAAAUCAACAAUUCAAUUUUAGGAGAAAAUAUUGAUUUUAUUAAAUAUUCAAUUUAUGAACUAAGAAAAUUACAAAUUAAUUCAUGGUUUAAUUUAGUAUUUAAGAUAUACCAAAAAUAUAAUUAUAUGGCAUCAUUUUCAUUUGGUAAUAUAUUAAUAAUCAUAUCAAAAAUAAUGGUUGAAUAUGAGGAAUUUAAUCAUAAUUUAAUAUAUCAUGAAAUUUUUGAUUAUUUAAAGAAUUCUACAAGAGGAGAAUAUCCUAUUCGAUUUUUAUUUUUGAGAUAUAUUUCAGAUUUGAUUAUUAAUAUUUUAGAUUAUCCAAAAAUAUCUUCUAUUGAUUAUUUUAAUUUGAAAAAUAAUCAAAUUAUAAAGUUAACAAAACUCAGUAAAAUUUUAAUAUCUAUAUUAAAUUAUGGUGGAAUUAUUUAUAAAGAAAUUUUGAAAGAUAAUCAAAAAUUAUUACAAGAUAUUAAGAUUGAAAUUAGAGAUAUUAUUAAAUUAUCAAUGUGGGAGGUUAAAGAUUUUAAUAAAAUUAAAAAGAAUAUUUUAAGUAUUCAAAAACAAUUAAAAAAAAGUCUUUUAAAAUUUGAUGAAAAAUAUAUGAUUAAGGUUAAUUUAUUAAUUAAUAAUCAUCAUAAUAUUGAUACAAAAAUGACUGGAAUGAUUAAUAUAUUACCAAAAUUAAGUGAUUUUAUAACAAAUUGUGAGUUAAAAGGUCAAGAAGGAAUUAGUUAUAUAAUCAAAAUAUUAUCAGAUAAUAAUAAUGAUGACAAGAUGUUGAAACAAAGAUAUUAUAAGACUUUAAUAGAUAUGGAUACUUAUGAUUUAGAAAAAUUGAUUAAUAUUAAUAAUUUUAAUGAUUUUUAUUAUAUCAAUUUGGAUAAUUAUAUAAAUAAUCAACAAGAUUAUAUUAAGAUUGGAAAUAAAUAUUCAGAUGAUAAUAAUGAUAUAAUAAGUCUUUGUUUUUUAAUAUUGGAUCAAUUAAGAUUUAAUGAGAAUAAUAAAUAUAAUAUGCAAUAUAUAAGCCAGUCUUUAAUUAAUUAUAAUAAAUUACUUUCAAUUGGUAAUACAUUAUUAAAUAAUUUAAUUAAUUAUUAUCAAGAAUUUAAUAAUGAGUUCAAUUUUAAGUUUUUAAUAUAUAAUUACCUAUUAAGUAUUAACAAAUUGGAUAAUUAUUUAAAUUAUGGAAAUAAUUUGAGUGAAUUAAUGGAUUUUAAAUUUUGUAUUAUUAAUGAAAUUGAGAGUGAGAAAUAUAUUCAAAAUAAUAAAAUAACCUUAAAAGAGUAUUUGAAUUAUUUAAUAAAAAUUUUAAAUCAUCUUGAAAGAAUUAUAAUGUUACUUUCUUCUCCAUCUUUAACAUUAAAUAAUAAUUUUGGUAUUAUGAGUAACAAAAAGAUUCAAUUUUUAUUAAAAGACAAGUUGAAACAUGAUAAAUAUAAUCAUCAAAUUAUAUCAUUUAUAUUGGAUAAAAUUAUUAACAAAGGUUUAUUAAGAAUGAUUUCUGGAUUAAAAAAUAUGUUUUAUAUUUCAGGAUUAGUCAAUUAUUAUAUUAAAAAAGAAGAUAAAUGUAUAAUAAUGAAUUGGGAAUUAAUGAAUGGAAUUGAGGAAUUUAAUAAAUGGAUUAAAAUAGAAAUAGAAGAAUUAAUUAAUAUAAUUAAUUUGAAUUUUAUUAAUCUUGGAAUAUUUGAAUUGGAUAUUAUUCAGAAUUAUAUUAAUAAAUUAGAUAUUAAUUAUUUGGACUUUAUUGUUGAUAAUAAUUUAAUAAAAGAAUUAGAAUUAAAUGAUUUAUUAUGUUUAAAUGAUUUGAUGAAUAUAAUUAAACAAGAAAUUCAAAAAGAAGAUAAUAUUUUGAUUAAGAUAUUUAAAAUGAAUAAUGAUAUAAAUAUAAGAUUAGAUAAAAUGAAGUCAAAAUUUGUAUUAGAAUAUGAUUCAAAAUUUGAGAAUUUGAAAAGUUUAUCUGGAGUAACUUUGGAGUAUAUUCAAGCUUUAUAUUUACUUUUGGAGAACAAUUUCUUUAACUUAUGUGAAAAGAAAGAAGAUAAAGAAGAUGAAAUAGAUAAUAAGGGAGGUGAAAGCAAUUCAAACAUAGACUGGAAAUCAGGAUGUGGUUUUGGAAAUAAGGAUAAUGAUGACUAUCAAAGUAAGGAUAUUUCAAAUGAGUUAAAUAAUGAUGAUUCACUUUUGGAAGGAUUAAAAGGUGAUGAUGAGAAUGAAAUAAAAGAUGAUAUGGAAAAUAAGAAUAAGAAUGAAAGGAAGAAAAAUGAUGCAAUCGAUACUGAAUUGGAUUUGAAUUCAAAAUUAGAAGAUUUGGAUGAAGAAGAUGAAGAAGGCGAGAAUAAUGAUCAAAAUCAGAAAGAUAAUAAUGAGUAUGAGAAUAAUGAAAAAGAGGAACCUGAGAAAAUAUUUGAUAAAGUUGAUCUCGAGAAAAAAAAUUCAAAGAUUGAAGAUGUUAAAAAUGAUGAUGAAGAAAACCAAGAAGAGGAUGAUAAUAAUAGAAAUGAAGUUGAAGAUGAAAGAAAGAAGGAGAAUAUUGAAACAAAAAAUUUGAAUGAAGAGGAAAGCAAUAAUAAGAAUAAAGAAAAAGAUAUUGUUGCAAAAUUAGGUAAAGGUGAAGAAGAAAAUGAAGGAGAUAAUAAUAAAGAUGAAAAUAAUGAGAAGAAGAAUGGUAUGGAAAAUAUGGAUGAAGAGAGUGAGAAAGAGGAUAUUAAUAGUAUGGACAGUGACUUGGAUGAAUUAUUUGAAUAUGAUGCGAAAAAUAUUAAUCCAUAUACUAACGAGGAAGAGGAGAAUAAAGAGGAGAACGAAAAUAAUGAGAACAACUUUGGAGAUGAAAAAGAGAAUAAAGAUGAUGAUAUUGAUAUUGAUAUGGAUGAUAAUAUAUCAAUAUCUGAUAUAGAAGGAGAGGGUUUAGUUGAACAAGAGAAUGGAGAAUUUGAGGAGGAUGAUAAUGAUUUUGAUAAUUAUGGAGAUAGAAUAGGAGAAGAUGAAAAUAGUGAAGAAGAUGAUGAUAAUGAAAUGAAGGUAGAUAGAUAUCAAAGCUUAGGCCAGAACGGUAUGGAUGAAGAUAUGAAAGAAGAAGACUAUAAGGAUCAGGAUGAGAAGGGAGGAGAUGAUUUAGAUUCAAAAAACAAUUUAAAUAAGAAAAAAGGUAAAAAAGGGUUAACAGCUUCUGAAGAGGAUUUAAAAGCUGAGGAUAAAGAAGAGAGGGAAGAUAGACAAAAUUUGGAAAAUAUUAAAAAUGAGGAUAAAGAAGAUCUUAAGAUAGAUGAAAAUAAUGGAGACAAGAAUUGUAAUGAAAAGGAUAAUGGAGAUAAUAUUGAAAAUGAAUUUGGAUCAAAACAAGAGGAUGAGAAUAAUAAAAAGGGUGAAAAUAAUGGAAAGGAUGAGAGUGAUAAAAAAGAGGAGUUAAUGAAUCCAUUAUUAGAGGAAAAUAGUGAAAUUAACAAAGAUUGGUAUAGUAGUUUAAAAGAUUUAAUUAUUAAAGAUGAAGAAAAUGAGGAUGAUAUUGGAGAAUUUGAUCCAAAUGAUAAUAAUUCAAAUUUCAAGAUAGAUAAGGACAAUAAUAGUAAAAGUAAUAUAAUUCAGAAUUUACCAUCUUUUGGAAAUAAUGGAUCUAAUAAAAUGGAUAUUGGAGAGGAUAAAGAAAGACAAGAACAGAAGAAUUUAGAGAGUGAGAUAAUAAAACAGGAGAAUGCAAAUAUUGAAAAGUUUGAGGAUAAUAUUGAAAAUAGUAAUAAAAAAGAUCAUAGUUCAGAACAUUAUAAUAGUGAUAACAAUAUAAUGAUGAGAAAUAAAAUCAAAAAAGAAGAAGAGUUUAGAGAUUUAUCAGAAAAAAAUGAUGUUAAGAUAGAUGAUAAUGAUAUUCAGGAUACUAAUAAUGAAGAUAGUUUCUAUAACAAAAAUAGUGAUAAAUCUAGUGUAUUUAAUUGCAAAGAAUACAAUAAUACAGAAAUAGAAAUGAAAGGAAAUAAUUUAAUGUACGAAGAAAAGAAUAAUAAAGAGGAUGAGAAGGAGGAGGAGGAGGAGGAGGAGGAGGAGGAGGAGAAGGAGGAGAAGGAGGAGGAGAAGGAGGAAAAUUCUUCUAAAGCAAAGAAAGUUACUAAUUUAUCAUCACAAAGUAUGGAAAUGUGGAACCGAAUCCAGAGUGAGAUAUCUCCUAUUGUAAAUUUAUUGUCAAACCAAUUAAGAAUAAUAUUAGAACCAACAAUUAGAGGGAAAAUGGAGGGAGGAUUUAAAACUGGAAAGAAGUUAUCUAUGAAAAAAGUAAUAACUUACAUUGCAUCAGACUAUAGAAAAGAUAAAAUUUGGCUAAGAAGGUCAAAACCCAGUAAAAGAGAAUUUAAUAUAUUAAUGUGUAUAGAUAACUCACAAAGUAUGAGUAUAUCAAAUAAUGAGUAUAUGGCAUUACAAUCAUUAUUUAUUAUAAUACAAUCAUUACAAAAGGUAGAAGUAGGUAACUUUGGAGUUUGUUCAUUUACUGGAGAGAAUAUUAAACAAUUAAUAGAAAUGACAGGCCAAAUUAAUAAUAAUGAUGCAAUAAAUAUGUUAAAUCAUUUCAAUUUUUCAGAAGAGACUUUGGAUUCACACCAAAAUAGUAUUCCUAAUAUACUUAAAUAUUCAACAAAUCUACUAAAAGAGUUUAGUAACACAAGUAGUAAUAGUAAGCAAUGCCACCAACUAAUUAUAAUUAUUACGGAUGGAAGAUUUAAUAAAUCUAAAGUUAAUGUUUGGAUUAAUUAUGCAAUUCAAAAUAAUUGUAUUCCAGUUUUGAUCAUUAUCGAUAAUUACACAAAAAAUGAUGACGGUAAAGACAAUAAUAAAAAUAGUUCAAGUUCUAUUUUUAAUAUGAAAUCAGUGAAUAAGGACGAAAAUGGAAAGAUGAUUAUUACACCAUAUUUGGAGAACUUUCCGUUUCCUUAUUAUUCAGUUAUUCAAGAUCCAAAGAAGUUACCAAAUAUACUUUGUGAACUGAUUAAACAAUGGUUUGAGCUAAUAUGUAACUAG
Molecule: messenger RNA, 19485 nt
Organism: Cryptosporidium ubiquitum
Lineage: Eukaryota; Apicomplexa; Conoidasida; Eucoccidiorida; Cryptosporidiidae
Product: MDN1 midasin
Exons: 2
Coding region: 1-19485 (6494 amino acids)
Biological process (GO): rRNA processing; ribosomal large subunit assembly
Cellular component (GO): preribosome, large subunit precursor
Molecular function (GO): ATP hydrolysis activity; ATP binding
Source: RefSeq, a predicted model, not a curated record